AUGUCCCGUUGUACUCGAAAGGGCUGUGGCAAGGACUUCACGUCGACCAGCACAGACAAAUGUAUUUUUCAUCCCGGUGAACCAGUAUUCCAUGAAGGCCUCAAAUCUUGGUCUUGCUGCCAAAAUGUGAACAAAUCUGUUUUAGAUUUCGACGAGUUUAUGAAUCUACCAGGAUGUACUGAAACAGAUCUUCACACUUCUGCGACACCACAGGCAGAAUCUACACCCAAACCUCCCUCUACAGCCAACUUGACGACUAUCGAAAAAACAGUCGACGGGAAGGAAACAUACGGAACUACAUUGCAACGGAGCACCACUCCAGCUUCCGCCCCGGUCGCGGCGCCCAUCGUCGAAGAGGAGGAUGAUUUAACUAUCCAGGUUUCUGUUGGAACGCCCUGCAGGCGUAAAGGUUGCGAAACAAAGUUUAUCAAUCGAAUUGGAGAUGAGGAGGGAGCCGUCUGCAUUUACCACCCCGCUCCGCCAAUUUUUCGGGAAGGCAGCAAGGGAUACCUUUGUUGCAAGAGACGCGUCCUGGAGUUUGACGAAUUUCUCAAAAUCAAGGGGUGUAAAAAGGGCCGUCACCUCUUUUCUCCUCCUCCUGAACUCAAGGUAACAUUCAAGAAAGACACAGAAGAACUGGUAACUUGUCGGGUUGACCAUUAUCAAACCAUAGAACAGGUUCACGUCUCAAUCUUCGCGAAGCAAGUCGAUAAGGAUCGCAGCACCGUCCAAUUUUUUGAAUCAGAAGUCACGCUUGACUUGUUCCUCCCCGGAUCGAAGAGGUUCAAACACACCCUGAAUCUCUUCGGGCCUAUCGAUCCGACGAGAUCACACUUCAGUGUUUUCGGGACCAAGGUUGAAUUGCACCUUCAAAAAAGUGAUACCCGAAGUUGGACCAUUCUAGAAAAAACGAAUCGUGACCUAGGUAACAUCAGUCUUACCUUCGGUGUGGGUGGUAGGACCGGAACAGUGGGUGCAAAAGACAUUGUCCUUGAUCCGUCGAAUGGCGCGAGAGAUCUGAAUUCCUCUACGUGA
Molecule: messenger RNA, 1035 nt
Organism: Laccaria bicolor S238N-H82
Lineage: Eukaryota; Fungi; Basidiomycota; Agaricomycetes; Agaricales; Hydnangiaceae
Exons: 8
Coding region: 1-1035 (344 amino acids)
Source: RefSeq, a predicted model, not a curated record